This is a messenger RNA of Neoarius graeffei (lesser salmon catfish), 654 nucleotides long. RefSeq names its product cytochrome b5 domain-containing protein 1. The record is from RefSeq and is a predicted model, not a curated record. The transcript has 4 exons. NCBI's taxonomy places the organism in Eukaryota, Metazoa, Chordata, Actinopteri, Siluriformes, Ariidae. The coding region runs from base 1 to 654 and encodes 217 amino acids.
AUGGCAAUGUCUCGUCCGAAGUAUUUUACACCGAGUGAAGUGUCCGUGCACAAUACAAUAGGAGACCUGUGGGUUUCAUAUCUGGGUAAAGUUUACAACCUGACACCUUUGCUUCAAGAAUACAAAGGCGAUGUACUUUUGAAACCUAUCAUUGAAAGUGCAGGCAAGGACAUCAGUCACUGGUUUGACCCAAAAACAAAAGAUAUUAUUACCCAUGUUGACCCUUUAACUGGCUGUGUGAAGUACUACACACCCAUGGGGCGCUUUGUCCAUGUGCCCCCCAUGUGCCCGCGCACUGACUGGGCCAGUGAUUUUGGGAAACCUUGGUGGAGAGACAUGCGCUAUGAAGUUGGCAUUCUGACAGCUAAGGCCCGCUGGAUCCGCAUCAUCAACACACUCACUGGCCAGGAACAGAGGCUGGAGGUAUGUUCUGAGGAAACACUAGAUGAGAUUUUGCAACGUUACCUGCGCUACAACUCUCAUGCAACCAGCUACACCUGGAAGCACAACGGUGUCAAUCUGAACAUGAGUAAAACUUUGAGUGAAAAUGGGAUUCCUGAUGAAGAUGAGGAACUGGACCUUUGUCGGAUAGAUCGUGACCUCUUCACUCCAUCCAUCUGUCUGUACUUCAAUGAUGACCUCACUGAACUUUGA